UCAGAUAUAUUCUGUGGGGACAAGAGACAGACGUGCAAUUUGAUUAAAUUGAAUAUUGAUACAAUUUACAAAUUCAAAGUUUAAGUUUUUUCACAAAUAUUUUUGUUUUAUUGAAUUUUAAUUUUUCACUGUUGUACAAAAAGCUGCCCAUAAUUUUCUACUUAUUUUUACAAAACUUAUCGUUAGAUCUAAAACAGUAAAAAUGUUGUGAAUGCCAAAAUCAAAACUUGACUGUGUGGAAACUGUGUCAGUGGGUAAAAACGAACUCGACACAAUAAUUUCAGUUUUAUGACAUGGAUAGUGUAAGAAAAACUGACGAUGUAACAUCGGCUGAAGGAAAUCUGCUACAACCUCCAAAAGAAUUCACAACUGCGGCUCGAAAUCCAUUGAUGAAAGUUCGAACUUAUGUGUUGGCGCUGCGUCCGUGGUCGCUGAGCGGCAGCCUGCUGCCUACUUUGUUAGGCGCAGCAUUAGCAUACCGGCUGCCGGGAGAUAAUGGUUUCAGCUGGCUUACAUUAUUUCUUACCAUGAUUACAGUAAUUCCAGUCCAUGGAGCAGGCAAUGUAGUGAAUACAUAUUUUGACUUUGUAAAAGGUAUUGAUAACCGUAAAUCAGAUGACCGAACUCUAGUUGAUCACAUACUAAGUAUAGACGAAGUUGUAUCUCUUGGAGCUAUACUUUAUAUGUCUGGAUGUGUAUUUUUUGUACUGCUAGUAAUAAUGUCACCUGCUCAAAUGGAACAUUUAGCUCUAGUGUAUUUUGGUGGUCUCUCCUCAUCAUUUUUAUACACAGGUGGUAUAGGUUUAAAGUAUAUAGCUUUAGGAGAUAUAAUUUAUCUAGUCAUAUUUGGCCCGGUUUCUGUUGUUUUUGCAUUUUUGGCCCAAACAGGAAGAGUAGUUUGGCCUAUUUUUUACUAUGCUGUACCAUUAGCUUUAAAUACAGAAGCCAUUUUGCACAGCAAUAACACUAGGGAUUUAGAAGCAGACAGUAAAGCAGAAAUCGUGACAUUAGCAAUUUUAAUAGGAAAGACUGCUUCUCAUUUAUUAUAUGCAUUUUUACUAUUUACGCCAUAUAUUAUGUUCGUUGUGGCUUCUGUAAGGUGUUCUUUUUGGUUUUUGCUUCCAAUGCUUACCUUACACCAAGCUUUUGAAAUAGAGAGAAGGUUCCGUCGGCCUGAAACAAUGCAGUAUGUGCCCAGGCAAACUGCUAGGUUAAAUUUUUAUUUUGGAAUGUUGUAUGUAAUAGCCUGUCUCCUUGCAUCAAGACUACCAUUCCUUAUAAGGGAAUAAAUAUUUUGUAUAUAUGAAAUAGGCAUGUACUUAAAUUUUCAUACAUUAGUACUAUCUGGUUGCAAUAUUGUUUUUUUGUCAAGUGAUACAUGUAUGUAUUACAUUAAUUAUGGCUUAUAAUAUAUUUACAGUAUGACCUGUAAAUGUUUUUAAUGUACUGUGUUCGAAAGUUUUAGGCGGCUAUAAUUAUAAAUAAUGUUUAACAUUAUGAAAUCAUUGUUUUUUUUUUGCAAUUUGUACAUCUGUGUGGUUGCUACAUAUAACUUGUUAAGAAAUGAUGCAUAAAUAAAUUGUGUGUGCUGAAUACAUUGUUAAUGUCAAGGAUAAGACUUAUUCAUAUGUAAAAUAGAUAAUACAACAAGAUUGUGAAUAUUUAUGAAUAAUAUUUGGAAUACCUCUUUAAUAAUCUCACUGGUACUACCUCUUUAUACUGAGUAGUAGCAUGGUUGACAUUUUAUUAAAAAAAAUAUAUAUAGUUUUCAGCAAAUAAGUUGGGUAAAGUCAUUAAAUGUGCAGAAGUUGUUUUUAGGUGUUUUCCUAUUAAAAGUAUAUGCACAAAGUCAAUCUUAUACUGCAUGCUUAGGGUUAUAACUCUAUGUUUGAAUUUGACCAAUUUUGUUUAGUUAUAUUAUCAUUGUUAUAAAAUGCAAAUUCUUAUUAGUGUGGUAUUUUAUUGGUAGUUAGCACCUAUCAAUGGGGCAUAAAACACAAAUUUGUCUGUUUAUCUGAUCACUUGCAAUUAGUGGAAUUUAUGCUGGUCUUAAAUUGUAAGAAUGUUUUUUAUGUAUGAAAGUAUAUAUUGUAUGUAUAUAUAUAUAUAUAUAUAUUAAGAAUUGACAAUAAUUUAUGUUUAAAGAAAUAUAUUAUUAUACCUUA
Messenger RNA from Pieris rapae (cabbage white), 2165 nucleotides. RefSeq names its product ubiA prenyltransferase domain-containing protein 1 homolog (gene heix). Gene Ontology annotation, molecular function: prenyltransferase activity. Gene Ontology annotation, cellular component: endoplasmic reticulum; Golgi membrane. Gene Ontology annotation, biological process: vitamin K biosynthetic process; menaquinone biosynthetic process. The coding region runs from base 294 to 1289 and encodes 331 amino acids. The transcript has a single exon. Lineage: Eukaryota; Metazoa; Arthropoda; Insecta; Lepidoptera; Pieridae. The record is from RefSeq and is a predicted model, not a curated record.